AACAAUCAUAACCGGCAGUGGAGGCAUAGACGACUGGGCGGCCGACCACAACGCAAUCUUUGGACCCGCUAAGUACCAGCUGUUAGACGCAUCACGAAGACUAACACCGGCUACCUUCCAGCCACACAAACGUGUACCAGAGCCCCGACCAAACCUAAGGCUGGGCACGCAUCUCAUCAAACCGGCUUCCUCGGUCAAGCUGUUAGGAAUCCACAUCGACCAACAACUGAGAUGGAAGGAACAGCGUGCGGCAAUCUUAAGGAAGGGACAGGCAUGGCUGUCAAAGGUCGGCCGUUUUGGUAAACCGACGAGGAGCAUACGCCCAGCACAGAUGAGACGGCUAUACUUAGCAACCUGCCUACCGAGACUACUGUAUGGCGCGGACAUCUUCCUAAACCCGACAACACGGAAACACCGAGCCUCAAAAACGCGCAGUAUCCUACCCCAGCUUCGAACGAUCCAGCGGCGCGCAGCCAUCCUCAUCACCGGGGCCAUGGCCACGACAGCGACAGACGCCCUAAAUGCCCACGCCAAUCUCCUCCCGAUCGAGCACACCAUCGACAAACACCGGCACCGGGCAGCCACAAGGCUAGCAACGCUCCCACGCACGCACCCCAUACACAAAGCGCUAAAGGAAAUACGCCGGACAAAGCCGAGGAAACACAAAGCGCCGCUGCAAGCGCUAAUGGAGGAGUACGACAUCAACCCGUUGGCGAUGGAAAAGAUAGCGGCUGUGCGAUAUGAGCCAGGAUGGGAACCCAUGACGACCACGGAGAUACGAGGUUCGAAAGAGGCAGCCAUAGAGGCGGAAAGGGAAGACGAAGCAGAGUGGAAGGCUUACACAGACGGCUCGGGCAUUGGUGGACACAUAGGAAACACUUGGGCAGCGCGGCGCAUCACACGGUAUACAAAGGCGAGGGAAUCGGGCUGAAUCUAGCCGUCGGCCUACUGAGAGCGCAGCAAAACGUGGAGGGGAACGUAUCCGUUUUUGUUGACAACACGGCGGCGAUCAUGGCCACACACAACACGACCUCAGCACCCUCGCAUUACAUAUGGGACGCCCUACACGAGGCCCUCGAACAGCUACACGAAACACACCCGCGAGCCCGCGUCACCUUCAAGUGGGCUCCAGGCCAUAAAGAUAUUCAGGGCAAUGAGGCGGCAGACGAAGAAGCAAAGAAGGCGGCGGACCCAGGGACACAAAGCGACGGCGACGCAUACUUAUGCCGGCCCCUACGUGGCACGCUCCCACGCAGCAAAUCAGCGACAAUCCAGGACUUCCACGAAGGACUGAGGACCCGAACCCAGAAUGAAUGGGUCACCUCGCCUAGAUACCCCCGCCUACGCGCGCUGCUACCCAAACCACUAGCAGGACUAUGGCUAAAACACAUCGCAGCCCUUCCCAAGACGCACGCAUCCAUCAUGAUUCGGUUACGCACGGGCCACCUGCCACUCGCGCGACACCUGCACACCAUAAAACGCGCCGACUCACCAGUAUGCCCUUGCUGCCACCGCGAAGACGAAUCCGUACGCCACUACCUCCUGCACUGCCCAGCGCACGCCAACGCCGGGGGAACUUAAUACGGCGCGCAGGCCGCCACGCCCAGGACCUCGAGAAACUUCUAUCGCGACCUGACCUCACCCGCCACCUACUGCGUUUCGUCGCCCAAACCGGCCGAUUCAGAGCGAUAUUCGGCGAAAUAGAGGACCUCCCAGAACCGACCCCACAACGAAAGCGGCCGAAUCCACGCCCGGCCCCAACCCGAACAAGGCGCACCACCCGGCAGGCAACCAGACGACAAGCGUGAACGAACAGGACUGUUUUCCUGUAAUUAUAUAUGUACAAUACUAACCACACCAUAGCAUGGCCCCGGCCAGCAGCGCACAACCAGCUGCACCCAUCGCGAGGUGGACAAAGCUUUGCGAAAGGAAACCGACACGAGUGGGACGCCCAAUACGAAAAAGAAUAAUUAGUGUAUAGAGAGUCCCUACCAUAUCUUUAGAGACAAAGGGGAAUAAAAGAGGAAAUUAAUAAUAAUAAUAAGUCGGUGU
Mycena citricolor is the source of this 2052-nucleotide messenger RNA. The record is from the annotation of a GenBank genome assembly. NCBI's taxonomy places the organism in Eukaryota, Fungi, Basidiomycota, Agaricomycetes, Agaricales, Mycenaceae.